Umbelopsis ramanniana AG is the source of this 1007-nucleotide messenger RNA. RefSeq lists its product as uncharacterized. Lineage: Eukaryota; Fungi; Mucoromycota; Umbelopsidomycetes; Umbelopsidales; Umbelopsidaceae. The coding region runs from base 234 to 854 and encodes 206 amino acids. The transcript is spliced from 3 exons. The record is from RefSeq and is a predicted model, not a curated record.
CCCCACAGGUCACAGAAGGCGGACCUGGCGGACCUGGCACGUUUGCAAGAUCCAACAGCGCUUCGGCAGCUGCCGCUGGUGUCGCCGGAGUACUGGGAGAGGCCACUAAAGGAUUUGCCGGUUGGGCAGUCACAUCCAUAGCUACGAGAGUAAGCAGCAUUUGUGCUCAUUGCAGUAUUACCAGUGUUUUAUCUAAUGAUUUUUGCAUGUCAUAGCUUGCUUCUCCUGGAGAAAUGGCUAGUAGUGCGCCUGUAACUAUGCAAUCAGCAAGCGAUCCAAGCCUGAACAAAUAUGCAGCAAGGACUGUACCUGCGCCAGAUACCCCUAACCCAGAUCGAAUUGCUGAUCGCUUGGUCCUUGCCGACCUAGAUGGAGAUCAUGGUGACAGUUGGGAUAACGAUGAUAACGAUAACCUGAUUGGACUCGAAGAUGAUGCAUGGGAACCACUGGAUACAACGCCAGCACAAGCGCCAGAACCUGUAACGUCCUUCGUUCCCAAAAGAAGUAUGGCUACAUCAGCUGCAAAAACAAUUGUGCCGCCAAAGGUUGAUAGGGCUUUCAAUCCCGGUACUAUGAAGCUUGGUCACAAAACAAAGUUUGACGUGGAUGACUGGGGCUUCGAUGAUGAUGUUGAAACCAAAUCAGCAAAUACAGCUGCUGGCCAUAUGUCUACGAACAGAAGUAUAUCACCUGUUGUAUCUGCACCAGCCACAGUGGCGUCGAACUCGUCUUCAGUGUUAUCGAAAGAAGACCGAAAAGCGGAACUUGAUCGAAGGAGAGAAGAGAGAAAGCAACGUAUGGCGGAGCUCCGGGAUAAGAAGAAAACUGGCGGUAUAGGUGCUAAAAAAGUAUAACGCGCUUCUUGCCAUUUUGUCUGUGCUUCUCGCUCCAGGGACAGGUUUUGGUUUUUUUUUUUUUCAUUUUAGACAUGCUUAAAAAAUAACAACCUCCACGUAUAAUAAAGCCGUGGUGAAAUACUGCUAUCAUUUAUUUACAACUUUAUUUAU